Messenger RNA from Acaulospora morrowiae, 661 nucleotides. The record is from the annotation of a GenBank genome assembly. NCBI's taxonomy places the organism in Eukaryota, Fungi, Glomeromycota, Glomeromycetes, Diversisporales, Acaulosporaceae.
UUCUUCGGUUGACAAAUUACAAGUUUCGUCUGGUACAAAGGGAGGUCAGCCUGGUUCUACACAGGAACAGGAUCUGCAAUAUUCUCAAGAUACUGGUGCAAGUUCGGGAGAUAUCGUUGUUGUAAUUCAGGAUGACAACGAAGCUUCUAAAAUGGAAAGACAGGCCGAAACGGAAAAGAAAAGGCAACAGAAUGCAUUACCGGCGUGGCAUGUUCGUAGUACGGUUUCAGGAGAUAUUAUGACAUCCAACACUGGAAGUUCAAGCGCUGCGCAAGAAAAUGAACAAAAAGUUGAGAUAGGAAUAGCGAAUGAAAAAGAUGAUGAGCGUGGAAAUUUCUAUGCGGAGUAUUACGCCAGCUUAUACCAAGAUAAAGCCAAUGGAUCAUCAAUGGCUGAAGACGACGAAUUUGAAGAGGUAGAAAUAGAAGGCGGUGAAGAUGAUGCACCUAACGGUGGUGAUGAGUACAAUGAUGAUCAGGAUGAAUUUAUGGCCGGUGAUGAUCUAGAAGAAGUUGACAUCAACGCCCAGAAUGGACAUGUAUAUUCCGAUGAUGAUGAGUUCGACGCCGUUGACUUGGAAGAAUCGAUGAGACUCAACAAACGAUCACGAAAAGAUUUUCCUGAAGGCUAUGGAAAUUCCAAUGGAAAUCACUACUGGUAG